AUUGUUUUGAUUUCAAUUUUAGCAAUUGUCUUCGCUAAUAAGGAGGUAGAAACUACUCAUGGACGUGUCAGUGGUAGAAGCUUUAAAACAUUUUUUGAAGAAAAGAAAUACCAAGCUUUUUUGGGAAUACCAUUUGCAGCACCGCCCGUUAAAGACCUCAGAUUUAAGCCACCACAACCAGCUAAACCAUGGGAAGGUGUGUUAGAGGCUACAAAAAUUAAACCAGCCUGUGUCCAAUAUAAUUCUAACUUUCUUAAAGGGAAAUCUUUAGGACAAUACGGUGUAGAAGAUUGUCUAUACCUCGACAUAUUUACCCCUGCUGUAGACAAAAAUAAGCGACCAGUAGUCGUGUUUUUAUAUAGUGAACGUCUGCAAAAUUCAUACAAUAAAACCAAAGACUAUUCCCCAGAUUUUUUUAUAGAAGAAGAUAUAGUAGUUGUAACAGUAAGUCACCGACUCUCUAUAUUUGGAUUUUUAUCAUUAGAAGACGAUACAGUGCCGGGAAAUUCAGGAUUAAAAGACAUUGUAAUGGCAUUAGAAUGGAUUUCAAAUAAUAUUGACAAAUUUGGAGGUGAUUCAUCCAAAGUAACGUUGUUAGGUGCCCAAGGAGGCGCCGUUGCAGCUGAUUUACUUAUUCGUUCUAAAGCAAAAAAAUUUUUUCACUCUGCGAUACUGCAGAGCGGAUCGUCACUAAGUCCCUUGUAUUUGCAAGAAAAAUCCCGCGAGAGAGCUUUUAAACUCGGCAAACUGUUAGAAAUUUCCACAUCAAGUAAUAGUCGACUUUUAGAAGAACUCAAUAAUAUUGCACCCUCAGAAUUAUUUAAGAUGGAGCUUCGAGCUGCGCCGGACGAUUAUUUUAAAGAAAACCAAAGGGGUGUACUAACAUUUGGUCCAAUAAUUGAAAAACAAGCCGAUGGUUUGAUAACAGAAUAUCCUGAAGAUUCCUUCGAGAACAUAAACAUACCUAUAAUGCUCGGAUUUAACUCUCGGGAAGGUUUGAGGUCUUCUUACAUGUACCUUAAGACCCCACAUCACCUUACGUUUGUGGAAAAAGACUUUCCAUUUUUAAUGCCUUUGCGUCUAAAGUUUAGCUUUGAUCCUCUGACUAAUAGCUAUUAUGAUGCUAUAGACGACAUAAAAGAAUAUUAUUUCAAAGAAGGCAAAGUGACAAUAAAAAGUACUCCAGAGUACAUAACUUAUUUAGGUGACGUACUCGGAUAUUCAUUGGAUAAAACUGCACAAAUGUUCGCUAAUCUAUCGUCGAAACCAGUUUACUAUUACCACUUUGACCAUUAUGGUGAUUUGAAUGAAAUUAAAGAUUUGUUAUUAAAGGAUGCAGUAGUUAAAGACGGUACUUGGGGGGCAGCGGAUGGAGAUGAACUCUGCUAUUUAUUCAGAUGCUUAAGUCUCAAAGAUAAAUAUGCAAAACUUAAGCGCUUGGAGUCUGAAAAAAUAGGAAUGCGAAAGAAAUUGGUAAAAUUGUGGGCAAAUUUCGUGAAAUAUGGAAAUCCAACUCCCGAGAAUGAUAGUCUAUUGGGUGAUAUAACAUGGCCGUCUUAUAACUUGGAAACAAAAGAAUACUUACUCAUUGGAGAAAACUUUGAAGUAAAAAAGAAUUUAUGGGAAAAUAAGUUUCAAUUUUGGGAUAAUUUUAUGGGAAAAUGGGAAAAAAGAGUUUUUAACGGUGUAGUUACCGAUAGUGAAAAUAAAAGAGACGAGCUAUAAA
Molecule: messenger RNA, 1726 nt
Organism: Melitaea cinxia (Glanville fritillary)
Lineage: Eukaryota; Metazoa; Arthropoda; Insecta; Lepidoptera; Nymphalidae
Product: cocaine esterase-like
Exons: 3
Source: RefSeq, a predicted model, not a curated record